This is a messenger RNA of Trichoderma reesei QM6a, 517 nucleotides long. RefSeq lists its product as uncharacterized. The transcript has 2 exons. The coding region runs from base 1 to 342 and encodes 113 amino acids. The record is from RefSeq and is a predicted model, not a curated record. NCBI's taxonomy places the organism in Eukaryota, Fungi, Ascomycota, Sordariomycetes, Hypocreales, Hypocreaceae.
AUGCCCGUCAUCGACAUCAAGUCCAAGCCCGAAUUCGACGCCCUCACCCAAACAACGCCCUACGUCGCCCUCCAAGCCCACGCAACCUGGUGCGGCCCCUGCAAGGCCAUCUCCCCGCUCUUCACAAAGCACGCCGACGCCCUCGCCGUCCCCGAAAAGUUCGUCUUCGCCCGCUUCGACACCGACGAGGUCCCCGACCUCGCCAUGGAGCUCGGCAUCCGCAGCAUCCCCGCCUUUUACGUCUUUGAAAACGGCGAGAAGAGCGAGACCCUCACCGGCGCCAACCCGCCUGCCCUGCAGAAGCUGGCUGAGGCUACUGCUGAAAAGGCCAAGACGGCCUAAGCUUCCUACACGCGAAACGGGACGAGACGAAACAAUAGGUAAAGUCGCUGCAGAGGAGGAUACACAUACAGUGACAUGGGACACGAGGGAUACCACUCGCGAGGGCGAGAUGAUAUAGACAGGCGCUUCAGCCCCGGCUAGUCUGCAAAUAUAUCAUUGCAUGCAUCGUGCUGGA